Molecule: messenger RNA, 711 nt
Organism: Rotaria socialis
Lineage: Eukaryota; Metazoa; Rotifera; Eurotatoria; Philodinida; Philodinidae
Source: the annotation of a GenBank genome assembly
AUGGUGACAAUAAAUUCUCCUAAAUCGGAUAUAUUUUCCAUUGAUGCAAAUCAUGAAAAAGUAGCAGUUUCUAUUGAGAAAUCUGCUGAAACUAUUGGUAAAAUAGAAAAUGUUGAAGAAAAAAAUGAUGCAUCACUAUCGAUCUUCAAUAGAUGUUGGAAAUGGAUAAAUACAUAUGUGAAUAAAUUUCGUGGUUUGCAUGAACAGCGACCAAAACGCCUACCAUGGCGAGAACAUUUAUGGAGUUUUAUUGGAGCAUUUGUCAGUAUCGCAACUAUUGCAUUUUUUCAUUUCAAAUUACUCGCGCAACAUCAACAAUCGUUUUUAAUUGGAUCAUUUGGUGCUUCCGCAGUCAUAGUAUUUGGUACUCCCCAUACUCCACCAGCUCAACCUCGAAAUUUAAUUUGUGGUCAUUUGAUAGGUGCUUUAUGUGGAUGCAUAGCUCGAGUAGCAAUUUAUCAAUAUGAAAACUCAAUAGGAUGUGCUAUAGCAGUUGCUACAAGUAUUGUACUAAUGCAAUUCACAGAAACAAGUCAUCCACCAGGUGGCGCAACAGCUCUAAUAGCUGUGACAUCUGAACGAAUUUUGCCUUGGGCAAAUUUUCAAUUUAUUCUAAUGCCAGCUCUUAGUGGCGCUUUUACAAUGUUGUUAGUUGCAUUAAUUGUUAAUAAUAUGGCACAUAAACGAGCAUAUCCUACUUUUUGGUGGUAA